CCUUCUAAGGCUAAUUUUGCAUUACGUUUACUAAAAUGGACAAUACCGAGGAUGACAAUGAAGUGGCACCCAUGGAAGAGCAGGAUGACGCACCAAUGUUCAUGUGGACACCGGUGGAAUACGACGCUUCAUUGCAGGCUGAAGGGCUACUGGGCCUAGAGGUACUACAGGACGACUCCGUGGAGCCGGUGCCCAAGAAACAGCGCAAAUCAAAGAAGGCAAGCGAAGGUACUGCCCAGGAAAGUCCGAGUUUGCCUGAGGUCAGUGAUGACCAAGUUAACGAAGCUACACGUGGAUGGAACAAUAUUCUGUUUGACCAAUGGGCGAUACCAAUCGGUAUUAGGCGCAACCUGUACGGGGCCAAUAUGACAUCGCCAACCGUUAUACAGCGGCUAGUCUUCAAACCGUCGCUUACGGCGGGUAUGCAUAUAGUUGCCUGUGCAGAAACGGGUUCCGGCAAGACAUUGGCAUUUUCACUACCCAUAGCGCUAUCGUUAAAAUGCAGCGACGAAAAACCGGUUUCUGCGUUGGCAAUACUGCCAACUAGGGAGCUGGCACUUCAGGUCAAGGAUACCAUGUCCAUGCUCAUCAAGGGCACGCAACACAGCGUCUUUGCUAUCAUUGGUGGCAUGUCAAUACAGAAGCAGGAGCGGGUGCUCAAGCACCAGCCUGAGGUCAUUGUGGCCACACCAGGCCGCCUCUGGGAUAUAAUGCAGGACGUAAGCAUCACGUUCAAGUUGCAGUACUUGGUCCUGGACGAGGCUGAUAGGCUGGUCAGCGAGCAGUCGUUCAAGGAACUAGGUAACAUAGUGGACAAGGUCAGGGAAAGAGACACCCAGUGCUUCAUAUACUCGGCGACUAUACUUAAUCGUGAAAAGGACCUCCAGGCGCUGUUCAAGCUAUUAAAGCUUAGUAACCCUAUGGUAUGCACGGCAUCGCAUAAAGGCGACCUCGUAUUGCCCUAUGACCAGUUUAUUAAAAAGCGCCCUUUCAAGAAAACUGUGGAGGAGGACACUUCCAACACAACGCUGCCUCCCAAUUUAAGGUUUAGGAUCAUCAAGUGCCUGGACGAUGAACGGGAACUAAAAUUAAUCGCAUACAUGAUGGAACACCAUGUCAAUAAUGACAGUGCCCAUAUUAUUAUAUUUGUUAACAGCAUAUCGUAUGCAUAUCGCCUGGAGCCGCUGCUUAGCCUCAUCUUCUGGCGGGACAAGCACGAGCUGAGGAUCGCAAAGAAACAUUGCAUGACCUUGAACAAGGAGCCAAAGUUCAACUUCAUCACUAGUAUACACUCCAGGCUUAAGCAAAAGCAGAGGCUGAAACGUCUGGAACAGUUUACCAAAAACAAGAAAGCCGUUUUGAUAUGUACUGACGUGGCCGCACGGGGUGUGGAUAUACCUAACAUCACAGAAGUCAUACACUUCCAAGUACCGAGGAACGCAAGCACCUUCGUACACAGAUCUGGGCGCACAGCGCGCUGCGAAGCAGCGGGCACUGCUGUAUGCAUCUGUGAGAGCUCCGAGGUCGAUACUUGGAACGACCUCUUCAAGGCAAUUAAUAAGAACAUGGCCACCGAAGAAGUGGCCAUGGCAUGCAUACCACCGAAACAGUACCAGCGCUACAAGCGGUUGCUGGCUCUAGCAAGUGAUAUUGAAGAACAGGAGCAUAAGAUAUCGAAAAAGGAGAAAACCAAAGCCUGGUUGCAAAUGGCAGCAAAACAGGCUGAUAUCGAACUGAGUGAUGAAGAAUCCGACACCGAUGCCAUGAAAGCAAGGACUUACAGAAGUUUAAAAGCGGGGAAACGCACUUUAAUGGAGCUGAGGGAUGCCAUGUACGAUUGAGACUGUGAUGUC
This is a messenger RNA of Babesia bovis T2Bo, 1853 nucleotides long. RefSeq names its product DEAD/DEAH box helicase family protein. NCBI's taxonomy places the organism in Eukaryota, Apicomplexa, Aconoidasida, Piroplasmida, Babesiidae. Gene Ontology annotation, molecular function: nucleic acid binding; ATP binding. The record is from RefSeq and is a predicted model, not a curated record. The transcript has 10 exons. The coding region runs from base 36 to 1841 and encodes 601 amino acids. Gene Ontology annotation, cellular component: nucleolus.